AUGGGGUGUAUGGGAAAAAAGUCCCGUAAGAAUUAUCCACUUAUUCCGGACGGCGGAAAAGAGAGGAAAAGAGAUUGCGUUCAACAUGUGACGAGCGGCGACGUGAAGGAUCGUUUUUCUUUCCGAGGUGCAAAAAUUUCGCGAAUUAUAGUUGCUCGUUUUUGUGACUUUAAUCAAGACCGUGCUUCCAGGGGGAAGCAAGAAAUGGAGGUAGAACCCGCUGUAACGUGCCUGACGCAAGAGAACGCUGAAAGAGGGAGAAUGAAAUAA
Messenger RNA from Cinara cedri, 270 nucleotides. Lineage: Eukaryota; Metazoa; Arthropoda; Insecta; Hemiptera; Aphididae. The record is from the annotation of a GenBank genome assembly.